Daucus carota subsp. sativus is the source of this 1206-nucleotide messenger RNA. RefSeq lists its product as uncharacterized. The transcript has 6 exons. NCBI's taxonomy places the organism in Eukaryota, Viridiplantae, Streptophyta, Magnoliopsida, Apiales, Apiaceae. The coding region runs from base 292 to 957 and encodes 221 amino acids. The record is from RefSeq and is a predicted model, not a curated record.
AUUUCUAAAAAGCUUCCAAGACCAAGAGUACAUCGGAACAGUAAACCUAGUGAAGUUCUCUAAACAGACACACACAGUUUCUAAUUUCUAUACUAACUUCUCGGACUUUAAAUUAAUUUAGAGUUAAGAAAUCGUUUAAAAAGUAAGUUGGCUCUAACAGAAUUUAAUAUUGAAGCUGAAUCUUGAAUUUAGAAACUCAGUCUGCUCUCAAUAGGUAACGUCCGCCCUAUCUAAUUUGUUAUUUCUAUAUGUGACUUGUAAGUGUUUGAUCAAAGUCCCCUGUGAAUUGAAAUGUUAGCAGCAACCCUAGAGGUGGUAAAGACCGUCAUCUGCUGUUCUAAAAUGCACUGUCCAGGGAGCUACAAUUGCUGCAUAUCUCUUCUCACUCUUGCUCUUAUUGUCAGCAUACUUCCAUUUUGCCAUGGAGACUUAAUUAGAAGGGCGCUGAAUGUUGGAGAGGAGCUACAGAAGGAAACUCUACCAUUGAAAAGUGGUUCCUGCCUUUACCAGAUCAGUGGUUUAAAAUCGCAAACGUGGUACGAAGUGAAGAUAUCAUAUCCAGCUUCUAUUCCUGCUAGCUUUUCUAUUCAUCUAAAGCGAGAUGAUUCUAAUUUAGAGCUGAAACAACAAAGGAAACUGCUUAACACUGAGAAGCUCAUAUUCGAGAGUGGUGAUGCGAAAAUUUUUAGUGAGCAGGGUGGAACGUUUGUCCUGGUUAGUGUAGAGCCUGAAGGGUUUGUUGCAAUACCACAUGUACAAGAAAGGAAAGAGAUCAUUUAUAAUAUAGUUUGUGAUGAGCUAGUGCUGGGAAUCCCACACAAAGCCUGGUGGGUAGUAAUCCUGGUAAUCAUUUGUUUGGGAUUGGCAGCGUUGGUUCCACGUUUUCUUCCAUCAUAUCUUCUUGAGAAGGACCUCAGUCCACAAUUAAUUAAAGAAAUUACUUCAAAAGAUUCUUGAUCAAUUUUUUUAAGCUUUUAAGAUUAGUGCACAACAGAAUUGGAGAUUUUCCCCCUGAUGUGUAAGCUGAAACUUGUACCACAAAUCCAGUAAAGCUGAUAGCUGUAGUUAAGCUGAUAGCUGUUAUCCCAUAUGGCAGCUAAAGUUGUAUUAUUGUUUAUUUAUAUGGCCACAGAAAAGAUUUAUUUGGUUUGAAGGAUUACAUAAACUUCGCCUGAGGUGUCUAUUUUACUAUGGGUCCUUUUACAA